Molecule: messenger RNA, 3892 nt
Organism: Seminavis robusta
Lineage: Eukaryota; Bacillariophyta; Bacillariophyceae; Naviculales; Naviculaceae
Source: the annotation of a GenBank genome assembly
AUGAAGAGGCUGCUCGUACAUGUAUUAGUGGGGACAGUCGGUUGGAGCAGCUUGGCAGAUGGAUCGGGUGUAGGCAAGCCAUGGUACAGCGCCUUUGUGGUUCCAUCAUCAUCGUCAUCACGGCAUGUCCCUCUGUCCGGCGUGGGUGGGUUCUUCCAGUUCCCUCAACCGUGGAGAAAACAAAAAACAAGACCAAGGACGAUUGUCAGUUCUACGGCUGAUCAAGACAAGACGGACCCUCCAGUACCAUUUUUCUUUGCAAAAAAGCCUGCACCAAAAACACCCAAACCUCCUGAACAUCCGCCCAUAAGGAGAUCGUCCUUCAUCAAGGGGGUAACGGAGUUGACAGUCCAGGAGGAAACUGUGAUAUCUCCAGUGGCUGCGAACAGCUUGGAAGAAGAAAUGAAAAAAGAUCCAAUAAUGGCAGAAAAAGAAGCGGAGCCUACCCCUUUGACUACACUGCAAAACUUGGAAGACGUGGGGGAAACAAAAGAGAGCAUACAUACGGAACCUGUGGCUCAAACCCCCACAACAAUUACUGCAAAGCCCCAAACUAGUAGUGGAAGAUCCAAAAGACGAAGAAAUAGGGCAUCCGCCAGAAUUGUCCAGCAGCAUGAAGAAAGAUCCAAAAAUGGUGGUGAUGGUGGAGGCAUUGGCUCGUUUUUCUCCUCCUUCUUGCCGUCUCGCACGGAUGCAUCAUCAUCCUAUGAAUCCAUUUACGAUGAUAUUUUUGCUGGCAAAAAGAAGAAGAAGAAGAAGGAACGCGCGAAAAAGAAGAAAGAGCUGGAUGAUCCAGCCAUGGCGGAAGUACUUGAACUAUUGAAGGAAUCACUUGAGGAGGAAGACAAUGACGUCAUGGCAUUGCUAGAGGAACUUUUGGAUGAAGCCGGAGAAGAAACCACCACCACGACACCAGCUACUGGUAGCACUACAAUGGAUAGCUACAAGAGUGGUCGUGACCAACACACAGCAGCAGCAGUCACUCGUCAGGAGGAGGCACUAGCAGAUGAGGAACCCAACACUCUUGCAGCAGAAAAUAAAACAUCAAUGACAGAUCUAGAGGAGGAUGCAGCAUUGCAACAAGGAAACAAGGAACAAGCAACUGCAGUAGUAGAAAAAGAAGAUGAGGAACAAGCAAAUGUGCCAGAGCAAGAGGAGGAGACGAUAAAUAAGACACAGGAGGAGGAGGAACAAGUGGUGCCUGUUGUGGUGCAAGAGGAGGUACAAUUAACCGUGGCAGCGCAAGUGGAUGAGACGAUAAAUGAGGCAGAGGAGGAACAAGUGGUGCCUGUUGCGGCACAAGAGGAGGAACAAGAAGAUGAGGAACAAGCAGCUGUGCCAGAGCAAGAGGAGGAAUCAAUAAACACAGCAGAGGAGGAACAAGUGGUGCAUGUUGUGGCACAAGCGGAGGAACAAGCUGCUGCGCCAGAGCAAGAGGAGGAAUCAAUAAAUGAGGCAGAGGAGGAGGAACAAGUGGCUCCUGUUUUGGCACAAGAGGAGGAGGUGGAAACUCCUGUGACAGAAGAAAUUGAGGAACAAGCAUCAGUUGUGGUACACCAGGAGGAACAGCCCAUUGUAAUGGCAGAACUGGAGAGGGACUCCAAAGUUGCCACAGGUGAGAUGGGCAGCCUUGAUGAGUUGAAUGAUGUUGGCCCUGCUGAAGGGGAGGUUGAAGAGGUUGCAGAGCAGACAGAUCCCAUAGUGGCAGAUGCAACUCAAGUUGUGGCAGAAGAUGAAACUUCACUGACAGAACAAGAGGAGGAUGCAGCAUUGCAACAGGGAGAUGAGGAACAAGGAACCACAGUGGCAGAACAAGAAGAUGAGGAACAAGAAGCAACUGUGCCAGAGCAAGAGGAGGAAUCAAUAAAUGAGGCAGAGGAGGAGGAACAAGUGGUGCCUGUUGUGGCACAAGAGGAGGAGGCAGAAACUCCUGUGACAGAAGAAAUUGAGGAACAAGCUGCAGAUGUGACACACCAGGAGGAACAGCCCAUUGUAAUGUCAGAACCAGAGAGGGACCCCACAGUUGCCACAAAUGAGAUGGACAACCUUGAUGAGUCAGACAAUGUUGCCCCUGCUGAAGGGGGGGUUGAAGAGGUUGCAGAGCAGACAGAUCCCAUAGUGGCAGAUGCAACUCAAGUUGUGGCAGAAGAUGAAACAUCACUGACAGAACAAGAGGAGGGGGCAGCCUUGCAGCAGGGAGAGGAGGAACAAGCAAGCACAGUGGUGGAACAAGAAGAUGAGGAACAAGAAGCAACUGUGGCAGAGCAAGAGGAGGAAUCAAUAAACAAGGCAGAGGAGGAGGAACAAGUGGUGCCUGUUGUGGCACAAGAGGAGGAGGCAGAAACUCCUGUGACAGAAGAAAUUGAGGAACAAGCUGCAGAUGUGAUGCACCAGGAGGAACAGCCCAUUGUCUUGGCAGAACUGGAGAGGGGCACAACAGUUGUCACAGAUGAGAUGGACAGCCUUGAUGAGUUGGAUGAUGUUGCCCCUGCUGAAUGGGAGGUUGAACAGGUUGCAGAGCAGACAGAUCCCAUAGUGGCAGAUGCAACUCAAGACACUGUUGAAGAGGAGAAUCUUGUCCAAGAUGAAGGACCUUUGCUAAAUGCCAACGGGGUAGAGGAAACUAGAGAUGGCGUAGUUGAGGAUGUGCAGGUUGAGCGUGAAGCUGAGAAUAUAGCAAAGGAGAUGCAAGACCAUACUUCUGUCUUGGAACCACCGCCACAAGAUGACGCUUCGGUUGCUGUGCAAAUGGAAGAGGCUGGUCAAGCAGACGAAAUUGUAGAUGCGGAAGGAAUGCACGAAAGCCUGGAAGUGGUUGAGGCCGAGGUGCUUGCCAAGGAAUUCUCCCCGGGGCUACAGAAUGAAACUCCUUCGUUUACUCCUCGCAUUUCCUUUAUCGCUGCCGCCGCUGCUACGGGAGUCAAGAAGCCUGUUGCCUUUGACGAUGCAGUUGCCAAACACUUGUCAGCUCUUGCUGGUAGCGCGGACAUGAUGAUGCAAGACCAACUUCUGAACGAUGUCGCUAAUCCGAACGAUAUCAACAACAGUGGCGCCAUGGAGCAGCAUGUGAUACACGACGAAAGUUUGAAAGACGACAACACCCUGCUGAAUGAUAUUGAUACCCCCCCUCCAGAAACAAUCAUUGAUAACGGUGACGAUGACGGUAUCGCCGGGAGUGCCUUCUCCAUCCCGCCUCGUGCCAUCUUGCAGGAUGUCAAGGAGAUCAUGAAGAAAUCUCCAACUGAACCAAGCUUGCUCAUACUGGAUUCGAGCGAUGACGAUGAGGAGGAGGAGGAAGAAGAAGAAGACCAGGAGCAAGCAACCCUAGCGGAAUCUGACGCCUCUUUAGAGGAUGCGACUUUGGAGGAUAUCCGUGAUGAUGAUGACGAUGACUCAAUGCCUUCUUUGAACGACCAUAUUAUGGAAGAGACACCUGGCUCUGAAGGAGAACAUGAAAACACCGAACAGGUAGCAAUGCUUGACGAUGUACCCGAGACACCGGCGAAUUUGGAGCCAGAUGACUCGUUGAAAGACGACUUGUCUCUGGGCGCUCCAGGCGCUCCAACACGUUUGGAUGAGGAGGCCGGGUCAGUCGCUGCCUCUCUCCAAGCACCUCUAGUUAGCGCCACACUGCCUGAUUGGAACCCAUAUCCUUCGCAGACGGGCAUUACUGCUGCUGCUGCUGAGACGACAAUCAACGAAUCAGAACCAACUUCACCAGAUACAUCGUCUGUUGUUGGAGAUGAUGAAUCCGCAGUGCCAGAAACAAUGACAGAUGUGACGAGUGAGAAGCUACCCGUUGAUGAAGCGCUGCCGCAAGAACUGACGAAAGAUAAUGAGCCAAUCUCACAGGAUGGCACCGACAUAGACAGCACAGCUGAGCAAAAUGAAG